Messenger RNA from Manihot esculenta (cassava), 1461 nucleotides. RefSeq names its product UDP-N-acetylglucosamine transporter ROCK1. NCBI's taxonomy places the organism in Eukaryota, Viridiplantae, Streptophyta, Magnoliopsida, Malpighiales, Euphorbiaceae. The transcript has 7 exons. The coding region runs from base 197 to 1189 and encodes 330 amino acids. Gene Ontology annotation, biological process: pyrimidine nucleotide-sugar transmembrane transport. Gene Ontology annotation, molecular function: pyrimidine nucleotide-sugar transmembrane transporter activity. The record is from RefSeq and is a predicted model, not a curated record. Gene Ontology annotation, cellular component: Golgi membrane.
UCCCGGCUUUUGUAUUUGUCCGCGAGGUUGAAGGAUCCACCCACCGAAAGUGGAAAAGGAAUUAUUCCUUGCCUGAAAUAUUUUUUUGAAGUUUCAUCUUUCAAUCAGAUUCAAAGGACACCGCACCACGCAACGGAGAAGUCGAAAAGAAGAAAGCAAUAAGACCCAGCGCUCUCUCCUUCUAAGCUUGCCGAAAAUGGCGGCGACGGCGGCGACGAAGCGCAAAGGAACCAACUCAGGCUCUGAUGGAAUGAAUGCAAGGGUUUGGCUUUAUUCAAUUUUACUCACUCUUCAAUACGGAGCUCAGCCUCUGAUUUCCAAGCGUUUCACCGGGCGAGAAGUUAUCGUGACUACCUCAGUCUUGAUGUGUGAGAUGGCUAAGGUAAUAUGUGCCCUAAUUCUCAUGGCAAGAAAUGGUAGUUUGAAGAAAUUAUCCAAGGAGUGGACUUUGGUUGGUUCUCUCACUGCAUCAGGACUUCCUGCAGCUAUUUAUGCGUUGCAAAACAGCUUGCUGCAGAUUUCUUACAGGAAUCUUGAUUCACUCACAUUCUCAAUGCUGAACCAGACAAAAAUAAUUUUCACUGCAUUGUUUACGUUUAUAAUAUUGAGGCAGAAGCAGUCAAUCCAGCAAAUUGGUGCUUUGUUCUUGUUGAUCAUGGCAGCUGUUCUUCUUAGUGUUGGUGAAGGGUCCAGCAAAGGGUCCAGCAGUAGUAACCCUGAUCAAAUUCUAUUUUAUGGGAUUGUUCCUGUUCUUGUUGCUUCUGUUCUUUCUGGCCUUGCUUCAGCUUUGUGUCAAUGGGCUUCGCAGGUUAAGAAACAUUCUUCAUACUUGAUGACUGUAGAAAUGUCCAUUGUUGGGAGCUUGUGCUUGCUGGCCAGCACCACUAAGUCUCCAGAUGGUGAAGCUAUUAGAAAAUAUGGAUUCUUUCAUGGUUGGACUCCACUGACUAUGAUUCCAGUUAUAGCUAAUGCUCUUGGUGGAAUACUUGUUGGCCUGGUAACAAGCCAUGCAGGGGGUGUUAGAAAGGGGUUUGUCAUUGUUUCUGCACUACUUGUGACAGCUAUGCUGCAGUUUAUUUUUGAAGGGAUACCACCGACAUUGUAUUGUUUGCUGGCUCUACCACUCGUCAUUAGCAGCAUUUCAAUAUACCAAAGGUAUCCAUAUAGAGUAAAAAAGAAGGAAUUGUGAAAUACACUUCGCUGUAGCAGGGGAAUUAUUAGCACAUCCCAGUUGGCGAAGUUUUUAUUAGUUUUGCAAAUCCCAGAUUUGCAGAGGAAAGUUGCAUAUAUCCUUUAGGAGUAUAUUCACCACUACCAGAUUGGAGCACAAGGAAGUUGUACUAUGCAUUUGCAAAAUUGAUGAACAAGUAUAUUGGGUUCAUGAAAUCUGGAAUUAAGUAUUGAUUGCGAGGAAAUUAAAAAAAAAAAGGAACUAUAUAGGAUUUAUGGCCUUCUGAAAAA